Molecule: messenger RNA, 1181 nt
Organism: Dentiscutata heterogama
Lineage: Eukaryota; Fungi; Glomeromycota; Glomeromycetes; Diversisporales; Gigasporaceae
Source: the annotation of a GenBank genome assembly
GUGGGCAACAGGUAGAAAUAGAGGGAAAGAUAAGGAGCAUAAUUGCACAAGGCCCCCUGACUUAUUAUUUUGGUAUGCUCAAUUGGAAUAAAAAGUUUGAUCCAAUGAGAGGAUAUGCUAUAGCACCAUUACCAAAUGGAUAUUACGGCAAUGGACAGUAUAAUAUCAUAUUAAUACGUUAUAAUGCUAAAAAAAAAAAUAAGAAAAAUGGGCCAUAUUUAUGGAAUCUUUAUGACGACACCAUAACAAUGAAACAUCAAGGUCAUAACACAGCGUGGCAACAGUUGGCUGGUCAACCAGCAGCUGAUUUUUUUAAAUACAACAAAAUCACCACCUAUGGCGAUGAUAACAUCUUUUCAUGUUUUAAUGAUCAAUGGAAAGCAGAAAAAAUGAUUGAAUAUUUUUUCAAAAAAAGGGGUUGGUUUGCAAUGGAGAAUGAAAGUAAUUCUCAAAAAUUUAUUCUCAAAAUAAAGAUUUGGUCAUAUGAGGCAAUUUGUCCCCGCGUUGUUGGUUUAGCCAAUAAUUGCGCUCAUUAUCCAGAUAUCCACGCAUUAUAUUUAGAAUAUUUUGAUAAGCAUAUUUUCCAUUACUACUCACAUAUGAAAAAUAUACGUAAAAGAAUACCAAUUAAAAGUUAUGAUGAGACUCCAUUAGAUCAUAUGGAUAUAGUAGAAGUACAAGCUCCUAAAAAUGGUCAAACACCUAUUAUUACAGGUCGAACAGGUGCAGGAAAAAGCACAAUUUUGUCCAAAAUUAAAUGGAAUAACGUGACUACACAUGGGUGGUUAGCUCAAGCAUUACCAGAAUUUAGAUCAAAGAACUUUAUUAUAUGUCUAGAUGAGAUUCAUGAAAUGGAUGAGGAUGCAUUGUUUCUGAUGGAACAUUAUCGUGGCCACUCCAAUUCCAAUAGUAAACUAAUAAGUCUUAAAAAUCUAGAACAUUUCAUGAGGUUUAACAUAGAUAGUGGUCUAGAUAUGGGUUAUAGGAAUGGUAUAUUUACAAUGUGCGCCUCAUCUAAAGUCAUCGCGAUUCAAAGAAGGGAGAGAACUGGUAGAACAUGUGAUGGCCUUUGUGUGCGUUUAAUUAAUGAAUUUAUGGAUAUACCAUUUGAUCCAAGUAUAUCAUUCAUGUAUAAUUUCCCAAAUCUUUAUAAAAUUAUUCCAGCUCUGAGGCACCCUUAA